Molecule: messenger RNA, 1041 nt
Organism: Cyclocybe aegerita
Lineage: Eukaryota; Fungi; Basidiomycota; Agaricomycetes; Agaricales; Hemipholiotaceae
Source: the annotation of a GenBank genome assembly
AUGGGAGUGAAUGAAGCAGAGGAACGACUCAUUCAACGCACUAUCACGCUAAACACGCUGCAGACAAGUAACCUACAGCCCCAAUUUCAAUUGGAGCCGCCGUUCGUGCAGGGGAGCUCCCAUGAUGGCCCUCAAUCCACGGUUGACGAAGAAUCUUUCCCUGACUAUGCCAACGAGAUCGACACGGGAAUGGAGUCACCGAAUCACCCUGAUGUUGACCAAAACGAGGACAAGUCUUCCGAUGGCACCUCGGACAUCCAAGAGCAUGAAAAAGAUGAUAUUAAAAUUCAAUACCACCUGAAAUCUGGCAAGCCAGAGGAGAUUUACCACUUCCAUGAGUACUCACCUACCAAACCCAAUAAUGUUGACAUCCCAGUGGAUACUGAGCCCUGGAGACCCUUCCAUACACAACUUGAUUUUGAACUUGCUGAGCUAAUGCUUGACACGCACAUGAAUGCAACUCAGACAGAAACUCUUCUUUCGCUAAUUCACCAAUGCAUCAAAUGCCCAGAUUCCCUCACCAUUUCAAAUAUGAAGGAUCUCAAUCGUGUUUGGGAACAAGCACGCAAAACUUGUGCAACAGGGUUCACCCAUGAGACUAUCAAGGUUGACUACAAAGGAAAUGACAAGGUGUUUGAGGUUUCCACAUGCCCUCUCUGGGAUUGGUGUUUCGAUCUUGUCUCAGAUCCCCAUGUUGUCUCUCAAUUUCACUGGGAUGCUGAGCGCUAUUAUAAAUUCGAUGGGAAGCGCACAUGGGUGCGCUUCAUUGAUGAACCUUGGACAGCAGAUGACUGGUGGGACAUCCAGUCACAGCUUCCGGAUGGUGCAAGCCCUAUCUGCAUUAUUAUCUAUGCUGAUAAGACACAACUUUCAUCAUUUGGUACUGCCAAGGGAUAUCCUGUCUUGGCAAGAUGUGCAAAUCUCCCAACUGAUGUAUGCAAUGGAGAAGGGAAGGCAGGAGGGAGACUUGUGGGAUGGCUUCCUAUUAUUGAAGAGGAUGCUGGCGAAACUGGCAAGAAAGGAGAUGUCAACUUCAAAUGA